Molecule: messenger RNA, 2645 nt
Organism: Carassius carassius (crucian carp)
Lineage: Eukaryota; Metazoa; Chordata; Actinopteri; Cypriniformes; Cyprinidae
Product: phosphoprotein associated with glycosphingolipid-enriched microdomains 1-like
Exons: 8
Coding region: 301-1497 (398 amino acids)
Biological process (GO): negative regulation of T cell activation; intracellular signal transduction
Cellular component (GO): membrane raft; plasma membrane
Source: RefSeq, a predicted model, not a curated record
ACCUAAAAUCUCGAAACACCGGUGUGGUAGGCUAUGUGUGUGUUAGUGGUACGCACUGCAGCUCUCCAGACUCACGGGCACUGUGCUUGGCAGUGAUCUGUUCGGUUUCAAAUACGGCAUGUUGUUUGAGUCCUGCUGUGAGCUCGCGGAACCUGCGCUGAUCAUAUGAACUCGAGAGCGGAGAAACAGCGGAUCAACGGAUGGUCGUCUGAGGCAACAAUCACCCGAGCCAAACCAGUGUUCAGCCUCUGCAGUGAGGUGCAUUUGGUUGAUGAAGGCGACUCAUCAUAGUGAUGUAUAAUGGCUCCUGCGCUGAGUGCUAUGUUGGGGUCAGAGGUCGCGGGGGCAGCGGUGCUGGCUAAAGGGGAGCUGGCACUUGUAGGCACGCUCACAGCACUCACGACUUUCCUGCUGCUUUCUGUCCUGCUGUUGCUGUGUGCAAGCUGCCAGGGGAAGAAAAAAGUGGGGCCGCCGGGAGACCAUGAAAACCUGAUGAAUGGGGUGUCAGAAAAAGAAGUAUGCAGCCAGUCAGUAGAGAGCCAUGGUACUGACUUGGCGGUCAGCAGCUCUCAUAAUGGGCCUCUUACCAGUGGUACAGUACUAACAGACACAAUAGACACAAGUCCCCAGCCUUCAGAAGACAUGCUGUCCAGCCAGUCAGAAAUCAGGUCCUCUAAGUAUCACCAGGACCGUGAAUUACCCAGCAUUCCACACACCGAUACCCUCAAAGCAGCUAUCGAUGCUCAAGCUCCCUCAGGAGAAGGCACGUAUGAGGUGGUGAAGGACAGCGCCUCCCGUGAUGUCAGUGUUGAGGACUGUCUGUACGAGACGGUGAAAGAACUCAAGGACACUGGCCUCCCCAACGGUACACUAAGCCCAGAGGAAUCACCUGCACCUCCUCUUAACUGCCACCCAAGCCCCGCUACACCAGAUUACACCAUGCUGCCCAAUGGUGUGGAGUAUGCCUCUGUCAACCUUAGCAAGAAGAGCCGCUACAGCGCUGACAUGGAGGCCAGGCACUCAGCCACCAUUGUGAAUUACGAAGAGCCCGAGGACGAAAAACCACCUCCUGUACCAGACAAGGUACUGGAUGAGAAUGACAACCAGCAGAUUCUGAACGGACAGUUACACUCCCCGCUGAUGACUGCAGCGCCUCUGGACAAUGUGUCUCCGGACAGUGAGUUAUCAGACGUGUACUCCAAGGUAGUGAAGAAUACGAUAAAGGAAACUGAGAAUGACUACAGCAGCAUUGGGGAGAUCAAGGGAAUGGUGGCGGAGUCGACUUCCAGUGAUCUUUACGCCACAGUUGGGGAAGAAAGCCCAAUGGCUCUUGGCUCCCAGCCUCCAGAGGGGCUUACAGAGAAUGCAGACCCUGGGUACGAGACCAUCAAGACCUCCAAAGCAUCUGAAGAAGCUCAUCAGGGCAAUGGGAUAGUGGAACCUGACUAUGAGAGUGUGGGGGAACUGUGUCUCAACGUGGAGAUCUCCCGUCUCUGAUUACUCAACUAAGGGACUGUGGAUACUGAGAAAUCACUUCUCUGAGGUUUAGAAGUGGAAGUUGGGGUGGUAUCAUGAGUAUAAUGCACUUAGCCUUUCCUGAUUGAAUGUUUUUGAGCAUAGCAUUUAUGCACCCGCAUUGUUUUUGAAUAUUAUAAAUUAAAGGGUUCAUUCAGACCUGUGACCCAGCACAGGAAAUGAAACACUCUAUAGUCUCUCAGAAAAGGGCAACUAUUCUGUCCUAGCAUUUGUUAUUUUUAAUGUUUUGCUGGGCUGUCGAUGUGUGCAACGAUAGCAGUUCAUCUCCAAUACACAAACCUGCUCGAAUCGCUUUCCACGGCUUGUUCUUAUUCUAGUGUAAUCACAAAACAAAAUGCUAACAAAAGUGUCCCACUACUGAUAUCCACUUAUAUACAGCUGUAAUUAUGGUUUAUUAAAAAUAAGGAGUUACAUUAGGACGAAUUAGAACCCAAACACCUCAUACACAAAGGAAUACUUUUUGCUAGACCAAAGAUUAAACAUUUACAUAUGUAUGAAUAUUAAGCCAGAAUAACAGCAGUAUUGUGAGAAUGUAACAGUACAAAUGUGACUGAAAUGAGUUAAGACAUUUAUAAUGCGAAUGUUAUUUCAGACUACUUAUCAGAAUAGUAAAUGAUCAUGUUUAAUUAUCUUUGCAUAUCCUAAUUAAUAUUACAUGAGCUAAGCCUUCACCAUUUUGUGACAUAACAAGCAGCACAUCUGUGUAACCCCCUUCCCACGUCUCCACCAUUUUUCAAAACAAAGUGACACCAAUGACUGUGCUCUUACUAGAAAUAUUUUAUUCAUAAUGUGUACUAGUAGCUUCCAUGCUUUUGCAUGCUGCACCUGCUGUGAGCUCCAUUCUGCCUGUUUUCAUGUGAUACUAGUUGAGCAACUGACAGAGUUGUGUCCUUAUAUAACCCCCAGGAGAGAACCAAUCAGAACCUGUUAACAGCAGACAUCUCAUCUCAGUCCAUUAAAGAAAUACACUCAUUCUAAUCAUUCGGAACUGCUGGAGCAUUUACUUUCACAAGUAGUUAGCAAACGAUGUUCACAUAACGCACAUCAAAAUAUAAAAGACGAACAUUUAAAUGUUGCCAUCAUUCUGAGAUGUUUAACUUGUUUAUAAU